Messenger RNA from Manis pentadactyla (Chinese pangolin), 7090 nucleotides. It is a transcript of the gene HIF3A, whose product is annotated as hypoxia inducible factor 3 subunit alpha. The transcript has 14 exons. NCBI's taxonomy places the organism in Eukaryota, Metazoa, Chordata, Mammalia, Pholidota, Manidae. Gene Ontology annotation, biological process: regulation of transcription by RNA polymerase II; cellular response to hypoxia. Gene Ontology annotation, molecular function: DNA-binding transcription factor activity, RNA polymerase II-specific; protein dimerization activity; RNA polymerase II transcription regulatory region sequence-specific DNA binding. The coding region runs from base 2393 to 4474 and encodes 693 amino acids. The record is from RefSeq and is a predicted model, not a curated record.
UUGAAUGGAGUGGUGGUGGGCCUGAGAUUACCAGCUGGGUUACAUGGGCUGGUGAGGCCAUUGCCCAGAGCUGCAGCUCUGGCUUUGUAAAAGGGAGCUCACUCUUCCUAGUUCCCUGGGUUGUUGGAAGGAUUUAGUGGGGUCUCUAGCUCAGUGAGUGUUCAGUAUGCUAAAGCCAUCACUACUGUUCCUAUCACUGUUACUUGGUUUUCUUCCCAAAGAGUUUAUGUAGAAGUCAGGUAUGUAAUUGUGCACACACACCACACCACGGGGUUACAACAAAGGCCCAUGGGUUUCUCCAGUGUCCACGAGGCUCCUAAGCCUUCCAUCCCUGACGCAGACAAAGGUGGAAUAAUGAAAAGUUUGACAUCUAUAUAGCAUUAACCAAUUGCCAGGCCCUGUUCUAAACCCUUGACAUAUAUUAACUCACUUAUCUUCAAAACAAGCCUACAAGGUUGUGUUAUUCUGCUCAGGGAGGCUCUGCAGCUUGUCCAAAGUCACGCAGCUAGUAAGUAAUGCAUUGAGAUUGGAACCCAGAACUAGAGGAACCAGCCUCUAGUCUAUUUAACAGAAAGGCCAGAGACCCAGGCAUCUGUGCAGCCAGUGAGAGGCCCACACUUCCUGUCAAAAGAACAUCCGGAGAACAGGCUGGGAGCUGGAAGGAGGGUCCCGUUGCAGCCACCAGCUGGCUCCUUCUACGGACAGAGAAGUCUGCCACAGAGAGGAUUACAGAGCCCAGCUGCCUGGGAGGUGGGGGGCGGCCCAAGCCUCCUGUUCCCACUCCCUGUUCCCUCUGUCCGGGGCCCCUAGCUGAGUGAGGCCCGCCCACCCCCACCCUCUGGGCAGGAAGACAAACAGGGCUGGAACAGAACAGGACAGGACGGAAUGUCCUCUGGGCAGAGCAGGACUGGAGGCCCCUGCCCCCCACCAACCAGGAGGGAGGGGAUGGGGGUGAUUGCUGGCUUCCUUCACCUCUCCACCCAGCCUGCCCCCUUCUGUGCCUCCUACACCCUUGCACGGAGGAGUGUUCUCCCCACCACAGCCAGCUGGGACAGUCCCCUCCCCUCCCCUCUCCCCUUCGUGCCCUUGGGUGAAGCAGCAGGUCUCCUGCUGGGGGUGAGGUUGAUGUCACCCCAGAAGUGGCCUCUGGCUUUUAGGAAGGGAUGGCCUCCCCUUCUGGAGUCGGCUUCCAUAGGGUGAGUCCCAAGGAAGGAAUUAGAGAAGGCAGGCUUCAGAACCUCACUGCCUAGGUGCAAAUCCCAGUUCUGGCAGUUACUGGUUUUGUGACUUUUUAGGCAAAGGACUUCACUUUUCAGAGCCUCAGUUUCCCCUUUGUGAAAUGGAGGUCUAAAGUGUUCGCCACCUAAGGGCCCCUGGGGUUGAGUGAGUACACUCAGGCAAGUACUCAGCACAGUGCCAGACACAGGAAUGCUUAGCAAGUUAUUAAUGGUUUUAUCGAUAUAAAUAUAGAUAAGAUUAUAUAUACUAUACUAUGUGAUAUACUCUCUUUUUUAAAGAAGUAUAGAGUGUGGAUUCAGACAGAUCUGGAGUUCAACUUUUUAGACAGUGGCAAAAACAGCACUAAAACCUGGAGCCAAAUCCAGGGCCAUUGAACAGAGCAAGUUGAAGACUUCAAGGCAGAGCGGUAUUCCGACCCUGGCUUCACUCCUUACGGGCAAGCACCGCACCUUUUGCCUUGUUUUUUUCAUCUGUUCGAUGGGAUAAUGUUACUACCUUCCUUCUAGGGUGGUCUGAGCUCUAAGUGGGUUAAUGUAAGUUACACACAAGGCACAGGGACUGACAAAAUAGGAAAAGCUGGAUAAGUGGCAGGUACUUCUGACAAAAUGAUACUCACCCUUGUACCCCCAACCCACCGAACUCAGGCACUGAACUGGAUUAAAGGGUAGGGGUGAGUGGUUAGCUGUUGGCUGGACAGAACCUGGGGUUGGUUUGCUCUGUCACCCUGGCAGGGCCCCUGUUGGUGAGCCGUUGGACUUUGAGAUCGGUGCUCCAAGAUUCUGAGGACUCAGCCCAGCUGGAGGGGAAAGGGCAAGAGAGGGGGUUCUGGGAGGCAGGGGCCCUAAAGGCUGCACGCAUCUUCUCCCUCCCCUGGCUCCGGGCCAACUCGGCCAGCCCCCUCCCAGCAGGAGGCCUCCCUGUCCCCCAGGCGUCCCAAGCCCGGGGAAUAAACAGCAGAUAAGUCAGGGAGGGGACAGCGGCCCUGGGCACGCCUUGGAGAGGAGCGAGGCGCCGGGGGGCAGCGUGGGCUGGCGCAGGCACAGAUAAAACUCGAGGCUAGGAGCGCCUCUCGAGUAUAAACCUCCCAGGUCCAGAGAGCUCCGGGAGCAAGCCCGGGCCACACAGCGUCUGUGCAGUAGCGGCCCUGCCCUCUAUGAGCCCGGGCUCCAUGUGGCAUCACUCCACGUUCUUGGCCCAUCCAACUCUGUCCCUUCCGGGGGCGCCGCCGGCGAAUGAUGCCGGUGCCCACAGGUCGAGCACAGAGCUGCGCAAGGAGAAGUCCCGGGAUGCGGCCCGCAGCCGGCGCAGCCAGGAGACCGAGGUGCUGUACCAGCUAGCUCACACGCUGCCCUUCGCGCGCGGCGUCAGCGCACACCUGGACAAGGCCUCCAUCAUGCGCCUCACCAUCAGCUACCUGCGCAUGCACCGCCUCUGCGCCGCAGGGCAGUGGAACCAGGUGGGAGCAGGGGGAGAACAACUGGAUGCCUGCUACCUGAAGGCCCUGGAGGGCUUCGUCAUGGUGCUCACAGCUGAGGGAGACAUGGCUUACCUGUCGGAGAAUGUCAGCAAGCACCUGGGCCUCAGUCAGCUUGAGCUCAUUGGACACAGCGUCUUCGAUUUCAUCCACCCCUGUGACCAAGAGGAGCUUCAGGAUGCCCUGACCCCGCGGCAGAGCUUGUCGAGAAAGAAGCCAGAAGCUCCCACCGAGCGGUGCUUCUCCUUGCGCAUGAAGAGCACCCUCACCAGCCGCGGGCGCACCCUCAACCUCAAGGCGGCCACCUGGAAGGUGCUGCACUGCUCUGGACACAUGAGGGCCUACAAGCCCCCUGCACAGACCUCCCCAUCUGGGAGCCCCAAUUUGGAGCCCCCCCUGCAAUGCCUGGUGCUCAUUUGUGAAGCUAUCCCCCACCCGGGCAGCCUGGAGCCCCCACUGGGCCGGGGGGCCUUCCUCAGCCGCCACAGCCUGGACAUGAAAUUCACCUACUGCGAUGAGAGGAUCGCAGAGGUUGCCGGCUAUAGCCCCGAUGAUCUGAUUGGCUGUUCUGCCUACGAGUACAUCCACGCGUUGGACUCGGACGCAGUUGGCCAGAGCAUCCACACCCUUCUGAGCAAGGGCCAGGCAGUAACGGGGCAGUAUCGCUUCCUGGCCCGGAGUGGUGGCUACCUGUGGACCCAGACCCAGGCCACAGUGGUGUCAGGGGGCCGGGGCCCCCAGUCUGAGAGUAUCGUCUGCGUCCAUUUCCUGAUCAGCCGGGUGGAACAGACCGGAGUGGUGCUGUCCCUGGAGCAAACGGAGCGACACUCACGCAGACCUGGCCGGCGGGGCACCCACUCUCAGAAGGAUACCCCUAAUCCUGGGGACAGCCUUGAUGCCUCUGGUCCCCGGAUCCUGGCUUUCCUGCACCCCCCUUCCCUGAGCGAGGCCACCCUGGCUGCUGACCCCCGCCGUUUCUGUAGCCCUGACCUUCGUCACCUCCUGGCACCUAUCCUGGAUGGGACUUCAGUAGCCGCCACCCCCAGUGCACCCCCGGCUUCCCGGCGCCCCCAAAGUCCACUUCCAGCUGAUCUCCCAGAGGAACUACUUGUGGACGUGGAGAAUGCACACAAACUCUUUGCCUCUGGGAAAGACCUUGAGGCAGUGGAGACAGAUUUAGAUAUAGCUCAGGAUGUUGAUUCUCUGGAUCUGGAGAUGCUGGCCCCCUACAUUUCCAUGGAUGAUGACUUCCAACUGAACUCCAGCGAGCAGCCACCCAGGGCCUACCACAGACCUCCAGGGGCUGUCCCCCGGCCUCGCGCUCGGAGCUUCCACGGCCUGCCACCCCCAACCCCUGAGCCUUCCCUGCUGCCCCGCUGGGGGAGUGACCCCCGGCUGAGCUGCCCCAGCCCUUCCAGACGGGACCCCGCAGUGUCCUCCCCCAUGGCUGGGGCUCGGAAGAGGACCCUGGCCCAGAGCUCAGGGGACGAGCCCGAGGGGGUGGAGCUGCUGGGAGUGAGACCCCCCAAAAGGUCCCCCAGCCCGGAACCCGAGACCUUCCUGUUGCCUCCCCUCAGCCUGAGCUUCCUUCUGACGGGAGGACCAGCCCCGGGGAGCCAGCAGGAUCCUAGCACGCACCUCCUGGCACUGAGUGAGCCCCUGGGCCUGGGCCCCUCACUGCUCUCUCUCUACCCGGAUGAGGACGCAGCGCAGCCCAGGAGCCACUUCCAGCCAGCAGCAGGCCUGGCCCAGGCCAACUGAGCCAGCCCCUCUUCCCGUUUGCCUUCUCCUCCCCAGAAAGGACCUCAACCACACUCCAUGCCGGCAGCCAACGCAGAGGAUGGGGCACUGGGAGAGGGCUUCCCUGUCUCCUCUCAGCGGCCCCACCCUCCUCGGGCCUACCUCAGCCCCCACCCCUCUGCCCCCGGUGUCUGGGAGCUCUCUGGGGUGGUCUCAGCUCAGUGACCUCUGGGAGGGGGUCCGUGGCCCCCUCCUCCUCCUCUCAGGACUUCCCUUGGGAUUCUCAAUACUGGUUACCUCGCCCCUUCCUCCAACGCUUUUGGCUUUUGGAUAAUUAGGGGUGGGGAAGGUUGGGGUUCAGAUCUGUAUUUCUGGGCUCUGGGGAGUAUUGACAACCAUAAUCCCAUUUUUUUUCCAUUCAUCUUUCUUUUAUUAUUAUUUUUGUUUUCAUUGUUUUCAUGAUACGUCUUUACUCGCUAUGAAUUCCCCGGGGUCCAUAAGAAUGCGGGACUCUGAUCUCUGCCCCAACAUCAGGGGUCAAUGGCGGUGGGGAUUCUGGGCCAGACCUUACUCCCAGCUACUUCUGAUUAAGCCCUUAGCCUUCCAAGAGGCCAUCCAGCUCUGCCUGACCCCUCCACUCAGGACUUUUGCUGCCCCAGCCUCGCCUGGGCACAGACUCAUUCAUGGGCUUCCUAUUCCAGGUACAGCUUCCGAAGUCCUCUGCUUCCAGAUCAUACAACGUUCAAUCUUCCCUGGUUCUAGAGUGCACAACCUCUGACAUUCUCAGAUUCUAGACUGUACAACCCCCGACAUGGUCCAGUUUAGACCUCACAUCCUCCAAACCCCCUCGAGUCCACCCUUAAAAUCUUCAGCUCUUUCUGGUUCCAGACCUCACAACCUCCAACUCUAUGUUCUCGUACUUCAUGGUCUCCAAAAUUGUCUGGUUCUAGGCCCCACAUCUUCCAAUUCCCUCGGGCUCCAGAGCCUAUGACCACCAGAGUCCUCUGGUUCUAGAACUCCCCCCGACAUACUCUGAUUCUAGACCUCUUCUCUAUAAACCCCCCUUGUUCUAUAUGUUACAUGCACACACUCCCCCUAUUUCCAGAUCUUACAACCAAUGAUCUCCUCUGAUUCUGGGCCCACAGCCCCAAGCUUUGUAUUGGUUCUAGUCUUUCUGAUCUGUAAUACAGUUUGUUUCAAAUCCAGACUUCCUAAUUUCAAAAACGUUUUGGUUCUAAACCUCAUGAUGCCCAGCUUAUUUCUUUUCAACUGUCUACACUCAAGACUUGCUUUUCCCAUCAAAAGUAGUAAAAUGAGUUUUAUGUCUUGAGGCUAUAACCAGUAUUUCCAGACCCAGGCACCACACUUCAGUUCUCUUUUGCUGUAGACCUCAUGACCUCUACCAUUCACUGGUUCUAGACUACCCAACCUUUAGACCUUGCAAUUUGUAGCACCCUGUGAUUCCAAAUCUGAUUUUCUCCCUUUACUCUGGUUCUAGAACUUGGUCUCCAAUGUCUUCUGAUUCCAGACCUCAUCCUAUAAAUUCCCUUGUUCUAGACCUCACAAUCCCUAGUUCUUCCUCACUCCAGAUCUUGCAAGUCCAAAUUAACCUGGGUCUAGAACUCAGCCUUCAAACAUCUUCUGAUUAUAGACCUUGCCUUCUUGAUUUCUCUGGUUCCAGACCUUCCAACUCCCAACUCCUGGUUCUAGAUCUUAUGACUCUGAAAAUCCCUCUGGUUUUAGAACUCAGUCUUCAGACUCUUUUCAAAUUCUAGUCCUUAUUCUAUAAGUUCCUCUGGCUGUAUGCCUCAAAGCCUCCAACUGCCUUCGAUUUCAGAUCCAUAUUCUUUUGGUUCUAAAUUACCCUCCAAAUGCUUCUGAUCCUAGAAUCUGAACCUCGCCUUCUAGAUUGCUCUGUUUCAGAAUCUUACGACUUCCUACCCCCUGAUUCCAGAUCUCAUCUUCUUAACCCUAUUCUGGGCUUCCCACCCCACUCAACUUGCUCAAUUCCUACUCUCUGUCUUAAGUCUUCCCAUUCCAGAUCCCUCCCCUCCAGAUCCCUCCACUAACAGACUUCAUGCUGAAGCCUCUCCACUCUCAAUCUUAUAUCCCUAAAAUUUCUGUGUCCUAAACGCUCUGCCUGCCCCAUCUCAGCCCUCCAGAUAUGCCCUCAACUUUACUUUACCCCAGGUAUGUGAGGGUACUUUAUCCCUCACAAUCCAAGAGACCCCCAGCCGCAUAGGCACACGCACAGCCCUAUCUACAUAUCGCAGGGUGGGGACAGAGACCAAGAGUCCUCAGUGCCCCACAACCACCUAUGUGUCCCUCUUACCCCAGCCUCCUUUCUACGAUGGUGCUACUCUUGGUGUCCCACAGGUAAAGGCCUCCCUCUCUCAGCCCGAUUCACCCCGUUUGGAAGGCACUUCUCACUCUGUUUUGUUAGGGGAUGGCCUGUCCAGAUUGGUGCUAUUGUGAGGGAAGGGUCUGACCUCUUCCUCCCUCAAGGGGUACCCUGGGCCCUCAGUGGAGGGCACAGUCCUGGGCUGGGGGAGGGGAAGGGGCUGGACCAGCCCUGCUGGCUCUGAAACCCACUGAUCUCUAUACCACCAUAAAGACUUCGCCUUGGUAGGCACCAGA